AUGCCAUCAACGCACAUCUGCCCACAACAAGUCGAGGAAGCCUUCGCAGCUGGUAUGACGAUGAUGAUUGGGGGCAGGACGGGGCCCAGUGCAGAGACGAACACUACGACGUGUACUGUCCGGGCGAGCUCGGAAUCCGAGUACGACGAUACUCAGACCACAUCAUUCAUAUCUGUGCCAAUUGAUGGCUCUUGCACAUACACCAACCAGCGGGGCACGCAUUCAGAGGAGCAGGGCAGGGCCAAAGUGGCGGGGAGGGAGGAUGGGGUAGACAAUGGAUGGGGUAGUACACACGUGUGCUGUGGCUAG
This is a messenger RNA of Laccaria bicolor S238N-H82, 309 nucleotides long. RefSeq lists its product as uncharacterized. The coding region runs from base 1 to 309 and encodes 102 amino acids. The transcript has 2 exons. The record is from RefSeq and is a predicted model, not a curated record. NCBI's taxonomy places the organism in Eukaryota, Fungi, Basidiomycota, Agaricomycetes, Agaricales, Hydnangiaceae.